AGGAGAGAUGGGGAGCAGAUGGGUCAAAGAGUCAGAAUCACGGACCGCAGGAGAACGGUAAGAACAGAAUGGGAAAAAAGGCCAAGAGGUCACAACACGUCAAAUCAAACUCGGAUAGGAUGACGAAUAAGAGUUUGGGCAACCAGACAAGUGGAGGAUUACAGGGAGGAGAAAGAGACGAACCAGAAUUAAAAGACACCAUUCCUCAACAAUGCACCGGGGUUUCACACAACAUGCUUCUUGUCCUCACUGUGAUAGGUGUCGUAGCAGGCACAUUGGUGGGCAUGAUGCUGCGAUAUAUUCCUGAUCUUGAUCCAAACAGUCUCGUGUUGGUUUCCUUCCCUGGGGACAUCUUAAUGAGGAUGCUGAAGAUGCUCAUCCUGCCACUUAUCAUCUCUAGCCUCAUCACGGGUCUGGCUGGUUUGGAUGCUCGCUCCAGUGGCAGAAUGGGCACUAGAGCAAUGGUGUACUACAUGUCCACCACAGUAAUCGCUGCUAUUCUGGGUGUCAUCCUGGUCCUUGGGAUUCACCCUGGAAACCCAAAACUCAGGACUAGUCAAGUCAUCUCCACCCCAAGGAACCAAGAGGUCAACAGCCUUGAUGCCUUUCUGGACCUGAUCCGAAACCUUUUCCCAGAGAACCUGGUCCAAGCCUGUUUUCAACAGGUUCAAACGGUGGUGAAAAAAGUCGCUAUCCCAGUUCAGAACCAAACAGAACCAAUUCUUGUCAAUAGUAAAAAACUGGAGCUGAAAUGGGGAAUGAAUGUUUUAGGUUUGAUUGGGUUCUUCAUCGCAUUUGGAGUCUGCAUAGGGAAAAUGGGCGAGAGAGGGAAGGUCAUGUCUGAUUUCUUCAAUAUUCUCAAUGAGAUCAUCAUGAGGAUGGUGUCUAUGAUCAUGUGGUACUCUCCUAUAGGCAUCGCCUCCCUUAUUUGCGGCAAAAUCGCCGCCAUCGGUGACUUGGAGGUGGUGGCCCGGCAGCUGGGCAUGUACAUGGUCACAGUUAUAGUCGGUCUGAUCAUUCACGGCGGGAUCAUUCUGCCACUUAUAUUCUUCGCUGUGACUAGGAAAAACCCCUUCACGUUUUAUUCUGGCAUCUUUCAGGCUUGGAUCACAGCUCUGGGAACAGCCAGCAGUGCUGGAACGUUGCCUGUGACGUUUCGAUGUCUUGAGGAGAAUCUAAAGAUUGACAAGCGUGUGACUCGCUUUGUGCUGCCCAUCGGAGCCACUGUGAACAUGGAUGGUACUGCGCUCUACGAAGCUGUUGCUGCCAUUUUUAUCGCCCAGAUGAAUGACAUCUAUCUUGAUGGAGGACAGAUCAUCACAGUUAGUAUGACGGCGACUUUAGCCAGCGUGGGAGCAGCCAGUAUUCCCAGUGCGGGUCUUGUCACCAUGUUACUUAUCCUGACCGCUGUGGGUCUUCCAACUCAGGACAUUAGCCUGCUCGUCGCUGUUGAUUGGCUGCUCGACCGCAUGCGUACUUCCAUUAACGUGGUGGGCGACUCUUUCGGGGCGGGCAUCGUGGACCACCUAUCUCGUGCAGAGCUUGCCGCCUUUGACAGGGAAAUCCCUCUAUCGGACGAGGACUUCAUUCCUCCUCCACCUCUCCUCUCUGAUAUAGACCUUAUAGACCCUUUCAAACCGCCCGAACUGCCCCCUCGCUCGCCGCGUCCUCCCAAGUUCAACCACCACGCCCCGUCUCUCACCCCCUCGCAAUCUAUGUCGCACUCCAUCCCGCACUCGCCCCGUUCCAUCCGUUCUCCAUCACCUCACUCUAUUCGUUCCCCUUCCCCUCGCUCCGUCUGCUCUCAUUCCCCAAGGCCUUUUCGAACGCACUCUCCACGCCUUUUGAGGAGGGCGGAGCCGGGAUACUGUGUCCUGCCCACUCAUGACAACCAGAUUUCCACACUCCCCCGAGGUUUUCGAAAGCGAGAGAGAGACCGGGAGAGUGACAGGGAGAGAGAGAGACUUCGGGAACGAGGCAGCGAGACGGAGGACGAGGAGGAGAAAGAAAGAAUGAUGGACGAGGGAAGCGGGGGAGAAGAAAGCGACGACACAGCGUACGACAGACGUCACACCAUACCACCCUCCGAUCUGCCCUGAACCUGAACUCAUAGUUCUUCAUUUCAGCACCCAUCUUUCUGGAUGAAAGUUGGCAUUUUGUUUUGUUUGGCACGGACCUUAAGAAUCUAGGUGUGAUGUUCUUUGUUGUGCUUUGAGAUAAGAGAAUGGAGGGUGAACAGCCAUUAAUAUCUCUCUUAGAAUCAGUUUUUCACUAACAGCGCCACAUGUUUGCAACCCAGUUAGAUGAGUUGCUCUUACAGGAUGUGAAUAGGAAACUGGAUGAGUGGCUCGAAUUGUUUAUCGUACUUGCUCUGUCGCUAUCAAAUUGAGUUUACGACUUUCG
Molecule: messenger RNA, 2403 nt
Organism: Triplophysa dalaica
Lineage: Eukaryota; Metazoa; Chordata; Actinopteri; Cypriniformes; Nemacheilidae
Gene: slc1a9
Product: solute carrier family 1 member 9
Exons: 11
Coding region: 69-2099 (676 amino acids)
Biological process (GO): L-glutamate transmembrane transport
Cellular component (GO): plasma membrane
Molecular function (GO): L-glutamate transmembrane transporter activity; glutamate:sodium symporter activity; neutral L-amino acid transmembrane transporter activity
Source: RefSeq, a predicted model, not a curated record